This is a messenger RNA of Eremomyces bilateralis CBS 781.70, 1435 nucleotides long. RefSeq lists its product as uncharacterized. The record is from RefSeq and is a predicted model, not a curated record. Bases 112 to 1092 code for a protein of 326 amino acids. NCBI's taxonomy places the organism in Eukaryota, Fungi, Ascomycota, Dothideomycetes, Eremomycetales, Eremomycetaceae. The transcript is spliced from 4 exons.
AGCCUACUACAACAAGAGGCAACGAAACAGGGACCCAAAAACAGUCAGUUCACUUUUACUUGCGAAUCGGAAACUUCCAACAACGUGGUCUGGCCAGAAGAUCAACGCAGAAUGGCAGCACGUCCAAUGCAUCCCGGCCAACGAGCGCCACCUAUGACUUCUGGAAAAGCAGCAUAUGAUCCUCCGGCGCCGCCAAACACGGCGCCGAACCCGAAUCAAGCCCCUCCCCAAACGACUCAAGCGAAACCACCUCGCCCCAAGCGCCCCGCAGCCAUGUAUUACGCCAAAGCCGAACGUGAGCGACGCAGGAAGCAAGAGGGUCAGAAUAUCCACAAUCCUCCCGCACCCAGCGACAUGUGGAUUUGUGAGUUCUGUGAGUACGAGGCCAUCUUCGGCACCCGCCCCGAAGCCUUGAUCCGAUCCUACGAAAUCAAGGACCGAGCGGAGCAAAAGCGCAUGGAGGAGAAACGCCGGCUCCUGGAGAAGGCGCGUAUGAGGGGCAGGCGUGGCAAGAAGGGCAAGAAGGGGAAAGGCGCUAACCCCAAUGCCAAUGCAGCUGGCGUCGAUGCGAAUCAGGGCAAACACACCCACGGUGAUGGCAUGGAACACCAAGCAAGUGGAAGCGGAAGCUCGGCACAAGCCGUUCCAGGGGGGGAGCAGGACUAUGAGGAGGAGUUCUUCGAAGAUGACGGCUACGAAGGCGGCGGGUACGACGAGACGAUGCCACCGGGGGCUUUGCCUCAUACUCCAUCGAACCGAUUCCAGGUUCAUUGUGAGGCUUGGACACAAAGCACCGUGACCCUCAGACCUCUAUCACUCGAUCGAUUUCCUUUUAUCGUUAUCAGCCUUAUCCCUCCACUCCGCAUCUCAACCCUUCUAUUCCCCUUCCCCGAUCGACAUCAUUACCCUGAGCAAUCCAUGCUGAGGCGAACCACUGGCCGUUCCACGCAUCUGCUAACUCUGGCACUUCUUAGCUUUCUUGUUCACGCGCCAGGAAAGAUCAUGGAAGCAAUCAAGCGAUGGGAUGGUCGGCGGGCCCUUUACAAUUUCUUUGAACCGAGAACGUCUCCCGACAUGGCCUCGAUGUCAUGAUGUCAACCCCGAAGACCUGGCGAGGUAUCUCAAACCCCUAGCAUAACCACGAUGAGUGGCAUUCGGUUUUUGGAAAGGCUGGUUCAAUCUCGAAUACGGCCAAGGUUACCAUGGAUAGCGAGAGAAAUCCUCGAUUACCCUAGAACAAUCAAGCCUCUCCUGCGUAUCAUAUCAUUCCAGACAUUUCGGUCUCACGGCGUCACAGGUUAGCGUUUAUUGUGACAUAUCAUUUGCCGGCCCACCACCAUUGAUUGAGCGAUUUAUUAUCAGUGCCAUGACACUUUCUGAUUUCCUGACCCCGUAUCACAUGCAUUCCCACUCAGCGGCUCGAUUUCAGACCUCA